AUGGCCGCCGUCGCCGCCGCAUCCUCCGCCACAGCCUGCUUCCUCUCCCCACUCCCGCCGCCACGCCACCCGCGUCAUUUCCUCAGGCACCUCACACGCGCCGCGGCCACCAAGCCCACGCCUGCCUCCGCCUCCUCGCUCGCCCUCCCCUCGCCGUGGCCGUGGGCGCGGCUAUGGUGGCUCUACAAGCUAGUCCCCGCCGAGGCCACGGGGCGGCUACUGUCGUCAGACAUGGGCUCCCUCAUUGUGGCGCUCGCCUCUGCAUCGCUGGUCCUCGGCGACGCCGGUGCAGCAUCCACGUUCAUGGUCUCCACGCCCAGGAAGCUACAGGCGAACGAGCUCGCCACCAUGCGCCUCUUCUAG
This is a messenger RNA of Miscanthus lutarioriparius, 363 nucleotides long. The record is from the annotation of a GenBank genome assembly. Lineage: Eukaryota; Viridiplantae; Streptophyta; Magnoliopsida; Poales; Poaceae.